AUGACAGGUGCCACGCAAAUUGCCCCGAGACGUCUUUACAGAUACCAUGUUCCAGAAGCUAUUCAGCAACAUAUCGAUUACAUACAUCCCGGAAUUCGAGUUGCUGCGGGAAGGGGAAAGAUUCAGCGUUUUGAAAAUUCCGGCCAAACUGCUCAAUGGCACCCCAAUGGUGACUUGGCGCACUGUGACCAAGUUAUUACCCCGGACUAUAUCAAGGCUCUCUACCAGAUUCCCGCUGCGCCAUCUGUCGUGAAUGCCAAAAAUGCACUAGGAAUUUUCGAGGAGGGAUACUACGAUGUGAAAGAAGACCUCAAUCUCUUUUACCAGAACUUCUCUCUGAGUAUUCCUCAAAACACACAACCCAACGUCUCUUUCGUUGACCAGGCAUUGCUUGCUGCAUCUAAUCCCUAUGUAGCAGGGGAAUUUAGUCUCGAUGUGGAGCUUGCCUACCCGAUCGUUUACCCACAGAAGAUUACACUCUUCCCGACUGACGACACUUACUACAUCGAGAACUCUUCCUACGAUAGUGGGGUUUUCAAUACCUUCCUGGAUGCCCUAGAUGGGUCUUACUGCACAUAUUGUGCUUAUGGAGAAUGUGGGGACGACCCAGACCUAGAUCCCAUACAUCUGGAUUCCAAUAGCGGUGGCUAUAACGGGACCUUGAUGUGUGGUGUGUACGAGCCGACAAAUGUUAUUUCCAUUUCCUAUGGACUUCAGGAGGACGAUCUACCCGUUGCGUACCAGAAGCGCCAAUGCAAUGAAUGUCUCAAACUAGGCUUGCAAGGGAUCACCGUCCUCGUGGCCUCUGGCGAUGCGGGUGUCGGCAGACCAGCAGGCGACGAUAGUACCAAUGGUUGCCUUGGACCCGAAGGUAAGAUAUUUAGCCCUGCUUUACCCAACACUUGCCCCUGGAUUACCAAUGUCGGUGCUACAAAGGUCUACCCAGGCCAUACAGCGUUCGAGACUGAGAGUGCCGCGAAUGAUCCAUCGACUUGUUUUGCCUCUGGGGGUGGCUUCAGUAAUAUUUACCCUGUUCCCCAGUAUCAAGCGGCAGCCGUUGCGAGAUAUUUCGAAACUAUCAACCUGCCAUAUGCUUCUUAUUCUGGUGAAGCAAAUCUAAAUACCACCAGCGGUGCAUACAACAGCAGUGGUCGAGGAUACCCUGACGUUGCCGCUAAUGGAGACAACAUCGCUGUCUGGGCUAAUGGCACAUUCGCUUUGGAGGGUGUUACAAGUGGUAGUACACCAAUCUUUGCGUCCAUCGUCAAUCGCCUCGUGGAAGCUCGUAUGGCAAUCGGUAAAGGUCGGCUUGGAUUUAUCGCUCCAGCUUUGUAUGCAAAUCCCGGCGUUCUAAAUGACGUUACUAACGGCGCCAAUCCUGGCUGUGGCACGGAAGGGUUUUAUACUGCUCGAUGGUGGGAUCCAGUCUCUGGUCUUGGAACACCGAACUUUCCUAAGAUGCUCGCAUACUUCCUGGCUUUAGAUUAA
Messenger RNA from Botrytis fragariae, 1488 nucleotides. Its product is annotated as putative protease s8 tripeptidyl peptidase protein. The transcript is spliced from 7 exons. NCBI's taxonomy places the organism in Eukaryota, Fungi, Ascomycota, Leotiomycetes, Helotiales, Sclerotiniaceae. Bases 1 to 1488 code for a protein of 495 amino acids. Gene Ontology annotation, molecular function: tripeptidyl-peptidase activity; serine-type endopeptidase activity. The record is from RefSeq and is a predicted model, not a curated record. Gene Ontology annotation, biological process: proteolysis.